AUGGCCGCGCCAAACACAGUGCGGCACAGCCUGCGAUGCACAACUCAUCGACAUUCCCUCGCGCUGCGACAUGUGCCCCAGCAGAGCCAGCGUCACCACCAGUCGACAGUCGCAGAGUCACAGACCUUCAAAUUACCCGACGGACGCCUCAUGGGCUUCUCCAGCGUCGGCCCCUGUGACGGCUACCCUCUCUUCUACCUGCAUGGCUUCCCCUCCUCGCGCCUCGACAUCUUCCCAGCCCAUCUCGCAGACAAGCACCAUCUCCGCAUCCACACCCUGGAAAGGCCAGGCUUCGGCAUAUCCACCCCCCAGAACCACAGGACCAUCAUCAGCCACGCCAAGGAUGUGGACGCCUUUGCCAAAGGCAUGCACAUUCCGCGAUUCGCAGUCAUUGGCGGAUCCGGCGGCGGUCCAUACGCCCUGGCCUGCGCACACGUCCUGGGAAAGGAGCGGGUCGCCCGCGUCGGUCUUUUCGCCUCGGCCGGUCCGUACGAUCGCAGCUGGGAGCACAUCCCGAUGCAAUCCAAGAUGGUGCAUUACGCGGCGCUGUGGACGCCGGGCGUGCUGAAAGUCGCGGGCUCGUCCAUGGUGGGCCUGGCGCGAUGGAUAGCACAGACGGAGGCGGGCGCGCGUCGUCUCGAUGCUUGGCUCGCAACGCAGCGCGAGAAUGCCGAGGAGGCGCCGACAAUGUCCGUCCAGGAAGAGCGCGAGCUCAUGGUCAGAAUCUUGCUCGAGGGCUUUGCGCAGGGCACGGCGGCCACGGUCCAGGAGGCGGUGCUGCUGUCGACGCACUGGGGGUUUGACCUCGAGGACGUUGCCUACGACCCGAUUCUCAUAUGGCACGGGGCUGAGGAUGUGAAUGCGCCCAUUGGGUGGAUUCGCGACAUGGCGAGGCGACUACAAGGGAGUCGCCUGACCGAGUUUGAGGGCGAGACGCACUUUACUGUCGGACGCCAUUUGGAUCAGGUGCUGGGCGAGCUUGUUCCCCAGAGCGUACGUUGA
Molecule: messenger RNA, 1002 nt
Organism: Emericellopsis cladophorae
Lineage: Eukaryota; Fungi; Ascomycota; Sordariomycetes; Hypocreales; Bionectriaceae
Product: hydrolase
Exons: 1
Coding region: 1-1002 (333 amino acids)
Source: RefSeq, a predicted model, not a curated record